CAUUCAACAAACACCACCGCAAAACUGAUGUGUCAUGCUUAAGUUAUCCUACACACAACACUAUAACAGCAACGGUAACAUUUGCCAUAAGUCUACACACGUACUUCACAAAAUUCGUAGGCGUGGGUCCUCUACAAACCUUCAGUGAUUUAGUCAGUGAUUUAGUCAGUAAAGUAUCUUUAAUUUUUAUUCAACCUCACAAUCACAUAGAAACUUUGCGCUACGUUUUACGGAUAAGCCCAUUUUUUAAAUAAAGUUUUUAUUUUGUUGUGUUGAAAUUUUGGAAGAUGGCUUCACCUCGAGUAGCUCUGGUCACAGGUAGCAACAAAGGCAUUGGGUUUGCCGCCGUACGGGCGCUAUGCAAGCAACUUGACAAUGGUGUUGUCUACCUCACAUCACGAAAUGAAGAAAGGGGUAAAGAAGCCGUGGCUAAACUCAACCAGGAAGGUCUCAAGCCUCAGUUUCAUCAGUUAGAUAUCGACGACCAAACCAGCGUGGACAGGCUCCGAGACUACUUGAAGAAAACAUACGGAGGUUUGGACGUUCUGAUCAACAAUGCAGGAAUUGCAUUCAAGGCUGCCGCAACUGAAUCAUUUGGCACCCAGGCAACCGUCACCAUGGCAACUAACUACACAUCAACAGUGUAUGUUUGCAAAGUCCUCAUUCCUCUAGUGAGACCGGGUGGAAGGGUAGUCAAUGUGGCCAGCAUGGCUGGAAAUUUUGCUUUCAAGAAACUGAGUGAGGAGAACAAAGAUCGUAUAAGAGCUGCCAAUACAGAGGAAGAUGUCGCACUUCUUAUGAAAGAAUUUGUUGAGAUUGCUAACCAAGGUGACCAUCUGAGCAAAGGCUGGCCGAACUCUGCAUACGGUACGACUAAACUUGGAGUUAUUGCUGCAACGAAGGCACUUGCACAGAAAAAACAGAAUGAGAAUCCUAAAGAUGACAUCCUUAUUAUGGCGUGCUGCCCUGGUUACGUGGAUACUGAUAUGUCAAGCCACAAGGGGCCAAAGACUCCAGAUGAAGGGGCUGAUACGCCAGUCUACUUGGCCAUGCUACCACCUGGCUCCGCAGGAUUCAAUGGCAACAUGUAUUCAGACAGAGCACUUGACAAUUCGUGGUAGAUUAAGAGCCGUAAACUGCCCUCUACCCCCCCCCCUUCUCUGGUUAUGCCGGUGCACAAUGGGAAAGGCUUCAGAUGAAGGGGCUGAUACGCCAGUCUACUUGUAUUCAGACUGAGCACUGGACAAUUCAUGGUAGAAGCGCCAGAACCUGCCCCACACACUCAACAUAUGCACAAAAUAACAAACCUGUGAAAAUUUGAGCACAAUCGGUUGUCGAAGUUGCAAGAUAAUAAUG
Molecule: messenger RNA, 1356 nt
Organism: Asterias rubens (European starfish)
Lineage: Eukaryota; Metazoa; Echinodermata; Asteroidea; Forcipulatida; Asteriidae
Product: carbonyl reductase [NADPH] 1-like
Exons: 6
Coding region: 288-1121 (277 amino acids)
Molecular function (GO): carbonyl reductase (NADPH) activity
Source: RefSeq, a predicted model, not a curated record